Molecule: messenger RNA, 639 nt
Organism: Lachancea nothofagi CBS 11611
Lineage: Eukaryota; Fungi; Ascomycota; Saccharomycetes; Saccharomycetales; Saccharomycetaceae
Source: the annotation of a GenBank genome assembly
AUGGCGGCUAUGGAAGACCCGUUUGAUCAGGUCUUGACGGACACUCGUGAACAGGCAAACAGAUUAAUUCAGUACCUUGAUGCUGGUCAUGAUGUCGACGAAGAAAUAAGAGACAUUAUGGCAGAUUUGGAGGAAACGGUUCGAGAACUGGAUUCUAGUAUCACCGUCAUGAAAAGAGACGGGUACGUAGAAGAUGGACUAGUUAUGGAGCGUGAGACACGGAUGCAAGAUUUGAAGAGAGACGUGGCCAGGCUGAAGGCCCAGACCCCACACACGCCAGCGUCAAAUCAAGCAGAUGAUUCCGACUUUGAGGUGUCCUCCACGACCAGUAAUUCGCAGAAUAACAACCCCAUGCAGCAGCAGAUGCUACAGGAACAAGACCAGCAUUUGGACACUAUUCAGCAGAGCAUGCAAAACCUACAUCUACAGGCCUCUACCAUGGGGCAGGAACUUGAGGAUCAGGGCGCGAUGCUUGGCGAAAUGGACGGCGGAAUCGAUAACGUUAUGGGAAAGCUGUCGCGUGGAAGGCGGCAGUUGGAAUGGGUGUACGAAAAGAAUAAAGAGAAAUAUAACGAUUGCUGCAUAGGGCUUUUGAUUGCUGCGCUGAUAGUGCUGUUAGUGCUUGCGUUUGUGCUGUGA